Molecule: messenger RNA, 6938 nt
Organism: Sphaeramia orbicularis (orbiculate cardinalfish)
Lineage: Eukaryota; Metazoa; Chordata; Actinopteri; Kurtiformes; Apogonidae
Product: histone deacetylase 4-like
Exons: 27
Coding region: 569-3850 (1093 amino acids)
Biological process (GO): negative regulation of transcription by RNA polymerase II
Molecular function (GO): histone deacetylase activity
Source: RefSeq, a predicted model, not a curated record
GCAGAGCUCCACAGACCAGAUCCACAUCUCGGAUCUGCUCUGUAGUAGAUCAUCACAGUUUCAUCAGGCAAACCCCGCCUAUGGUAAAUGCAGGGGCGCUCCAUGUGACGCUGGGGCUGUAACAAAAAUCCAGUAUGGCGGAAUCUGUCAGGAGAUGAAUUUUUCGUGAGUAAAAGCCCAGACUGUAACAUGGGAGAGGACUAGAGGCGGUGUGGACACAUGUUGGGACGUCUGACCUCCUCCUGGCCCGUGUAGGUUGGUUCUGGUGUAGACAGCUCUGAUUGGUGAAGCCAAAUCUAAAGGCUCAUGGGGAUUGACUGCUGUCACUGGACGUCUGCUUCCUGUUUCCAGCCCUGAGGUAUUCUUGAGGGACCAUCCCAAGCCGUGUGUUGGACAGUUACACAAACACACAGACACACACUGACGACGGGUUAACAGCCUCCUGAUUGCCACUCUGUAAAUCACAUCUACACUAAAACACAAACGCACACUUCCUGCUCAGAGAUACACUGAGCCCUGUGUUUGCCUGCUGUUCUUUGAGGACACCCACCUGACUGACCCGUCAGCCAUGACGUCACACAGCCACCAAGAGGGGAUCCUGGGAAAGGAGCAGCCGUUGGAGGUUCUGAAGACAUCAGCGCUCAACCACAUCCCAACAGUGGACAUAAACUCAGCGCUGCCCCUGCGUCUCCCUCCGGCUGCCAUUCCCAUGGACCUGCGUGUGGACCACCACCAGCAACAGCAGCAGCAGGUGUCAUCCCUGUCCCCGCCUGGGCAGCAGUCAUCAACACCAGGGCCCCAAGCCGGUGGGGGCAUGGUAUCAGCCUCAGUUCGGGAGCAACAGCUACAGCAGGAGCUUCUGGCCCUCAAGCAGAAGCAGCAGAUCCAGCGGCAGAUCCUCAUUGCGGAGUUUCAGCGGCAGCAUGAGCAGCUGUCUCGCCAGCAUGAAGCCCAGCUCCAGGAACAUAUUAAGCAGCAACAAGAGCUGUUGGCGUUGAAGCACCAGCAAGAGCUGCUGGAGCACCAGAGGAAGAUGGAGAACCACCGCCUGGAGCAGGAGCUAGAGAAACAACAGAGGGAGCAGAAACUACAGCUGUUGAAGAACAAGGAGCGAGGACAAGAAAGUGCAGUGGCCAGUACUGAGGUGAAGAUGCGCCUCCAGGAGUUUGUCUUGAAUAAGAAGAAGGCUUUGGCCCAGCGGAGCCUCAACCAAGGAGGACUCCCCAAUGAUGCCCCCUACUGGUACCGCAAAACCCAGCACAGCUCUCUGGACCAGAGCUCGCCUCCACAGACUGGUGUGUCCACCUACAACCACCCUGUGCUCGGCGUCUACAACCCUCGGGAUGACUUCCCACUUCGAAAAACUGCCUCUGAGCCAAACCUAAAGCUACGCUCGCGGCUCAAGCAGAAGGUAAGCGAGAGGAGGAGCAGUCCGUUGCUGCGGCGCCGAGACAGUCCCAUCACCACCGCCAAGAAACGUUCCCUCGACAUGGCAGACUCUGCGUGUAGCAGUGCCCCCGGCUCGGGCCCAAGCUCCCCAAAUAACAGCUCCAACAACAUCCCCAAUGAGAACGGCAUCACUGUGUCAGUCUCCAACAGCACUGAGGCGUCUCUCGCCCAGAGGCUGUGCAGUGGUGCUGAGCGGGGCUCCGUUAACCAGCUGUCCCUCUAUACUUCCCCAUCCUUACCCAACAUCACCCUGGGGCUGCCCGCCACUGCCACGGCCACUGCUGCCUCAAAUGUGACUUCAGCCCAGCAAGACGGAGGUUUGCAGCCAGCCCUCUCCCUCAGUCCUCCUUUCCUCUCAGGCGGCCACUUGACUCCCUACCUGGCUGAGGCGGGAGCUGGAACAGGUGGCCAUGGCAGCCAUAGUCCCCUGCUCCAACACAUGGUGCUGAUGGAGCAGAGCCCAGCACAGAGCCCCCUGGUGACAGGUGUGAGUGGCCUUUCCAUGUCAUCAGCCGCCUCCAUGGCCAAGUUGCAGCGGCAGCACCGGCCAUUGGGACGGACCCAGUCAGCCCCACUGCCCCAGGGGAGUGCUGCUCAGGCUCACGCCCAGGCCUUGGCUCUGCAGCAGCUGGUGGUCCAGCAGCAGCACCAGCAGUUCCUGGAGAAGCACAAGCAGCAGUUCCAACAGCAGCAGCUCCAUAUCAACAAGAUCAUGGCCAAGCCCAGUGAGUCUCCAGUGGGUCGGCAACAUCAGAGCCACCCCGAGGAGACAGAAGAGGAGCUGAGGGAGCACCAGGACAUAGGCACCCUCCCGCCAGGGAUCACAAUCAAGCAGGAGCCCCCUGACCCGCAGGAGCUCCAGGAGGAAGCACUGCAGCAGCACAGGGAGCGGGAGCGACAGGCGGAGCAGGAGCUGCUCUUCAGACAGCAGGCCUUGUUGUUGGAGCAACAGCGGAUUCACCAGCUGAGGAACUACCAGGCCUCCAUGGAGGCUGCUGGCCUGUCCAUCUCCUUUCCGGGCCACCGCCCCUUGUCCAGGGCCCAGUCGUCUCCAGCCUCAGCCUCAUCCUUCCCUAUCAGCAUCCCGGCCCCUGACCCUCCUGUCAAGCCUCGCUUCACCACAGGUCUGGUGUAUGACUCCCUAAUGCAGAAACAUCAGUGCAUGUGCGGUAACACCAACAGCCACCCGGAACAUGCAGGUCGCAUCCAGAGCAUUUGGUCGCGGCUGCAGGAGACUGGACUUAGAGCCCAGUGUGAGUGUAUCCGAGGGAGGAAGGCCACUCUGGAGGAGCUGCAGACAGUUCACUCUGAAGCCCACGUACUGCUGUAUGGAACCAACCCUCUCCGACAGAAACUUGAUUGUUCAAUCACUCCGAUGUUUGUACGGCUACCGUGUGGAGGAGUGGGGGUGGACAGCGACACCAUUUGGAACGAGGUCCACUCCUCCAGCGCAGCUCGUCUUGCUGUUGGCUCCGUAGUGGAGCUGGUCUUCAAAGUGGCCACUGGAGAACUGAAGAAUGGUUUUGCUGUGGUCCGUCCUCCUGGUCACCACGCAGAGGAAAGCACUCCCAUGGGUUUUUGCUACUUCAACUCUGUGGCCAUCGCUGCCAAACUGCUGCAGCAGAGACUCAGCGUCAAUAAGAUCCUCAUCGUGGACUGGGAUGUUCACCAUGGAAAUGGCACCCAGCAGGCAUUCUAUGACGACCCCAAUGUGCUUUACCUGUCGAUCCAUCGCUAUGACGAUGGGAACUUCUUUCCUGGAAGUGGAGCACCUGAUGAGGUGGGUAGCGGUCCUGGAGUCGGGUUCACCGUCAAUGUUGCCUUCACUGGAGGACUCGAUCCACCCAUGGGAGAUGCAGAAUACCUGGCUGCCUUCAGGUCAGUGGUGAUGCCUAUCGCCAAUGAGUUUGCUCCAGAUAUUGUGCUGGUGUCAUCUGGCUUCGACGCUGUGGAAGGACACCCUCCUCCUCUGGGCGGCUACACUCUGACGUCCAAAUGUUUCGGUUAUCUGACCAGGCAGUUAAUGACUCUCGCUGGAGGCCGGGUUGUCCUGGCUCUAGAGGGGGGUCAUGACCUCACCGCAAUCUGCGACGCCUCUGAGGCCUGCGUGGCCACCCUGCUCGGCCAAGAGCUGGACCCAUUGCCCAAGGCCGUCCUGGAACAGAGGCCCAACCCCAACGCUGUUCGUUCUCUGGAGAAAGUUUUAGAGACACACAGUAAGUACUGGCGUUCGGUGCAUCGCUACUCACCUCGGCUCGGCCUUUCUCUGUUGGAGGCCAAACGAGGAGACUCCGAAGAGGCUGAAGCCGUCAGUGCGAUGGCUUCUCUCUCUGUGGCCAACACCAACACCAUGGAUCAGAGGCCGGAGGAAGAGCCGAUGGAAGAGGAGGAGCCACUGUAACGGAGGGAAACACGAGGGUGUCACACUGUUACCAUUGACCUCUCCGGAGAAUGCCUCUUUGAGCUGCAAAGAGUCUCGACUGAUCCCUUCAUUUAGUCCCCCCAACCCCACUCACGUCAGUCACCUUGAUUGGCGGUCCCUCGGCCAAAUGAGGGAGAGGGGGUGGGCUCAGCCUCAGAGUAGGGAGCCAAUCAGGAGACAGAGGACUGAACUGGAAAAAAAAUUAAACAUAAAAGCGUUGCUUGGCAGCAUUCGCUUUAGAGACACUCAUUUUCUGUCAGUCUUCGCACCCCCACAUCAGCCCACAGCGGCUAACCAUGUGACCACGUCUGAAGGCAGCAGGCGAGUGUAUUUGGAGUGGGGGCGAGAUCAGGCCUCGUCACUGAACGGUGUGAAAACACAGAAACAUAUGGUGCUUUACACAGCUGCCCUCUGACCACAUAUGGACACCAGGGACAGCAGACAUUCCCAGCUACGUUCAAACGCAGCCCGGGACUUUCUUUUCUCUUUCUCAACUAUUUUUCCCGACAAAACAAGGGCAUCGCAGCAAAUGAGAUAAUAUUUUAGAAGAAGCAUUCACUGUGGACUUUGGUUGGCUGAAGUUUAAGUAGGCUUUUACAAAGACUUGAUGAUCUUGUGGUGAGACCUCACCUCAUUGGACCAGCCUGUCGUUGCAGAGGGUUGAUGAAUGAGAGGAGUGCCUUGGUGAAGGUCUGCUGGAUUUCAGGAUUGUUCAGGAAAAGAUUGCCUUAAGUUAAAAUAGAUUUUUCUCUGAAUCUUUGCGAGGGAGGGAAACAGUUUCCAGUCCUUCGGGGACAAGAAUGACAGAAAUAAAGCAAACAAUCUUUGAGCAUGUUUACGUGAUGAAGACAACAUUUCUGUCUCUCACAGCCUCUCUUGAAGACUUACUUUACUUUUGGAUGGAUCUAUUUUUCUGUAAAAAAGAAAACGCUUUGUAAAGGUAGUUGCCAGCUUCAUUAGAUAAAGGUGCAAACAUGGAGACCUUCAAAAAGGAAAUUAGACUGAAAGCUCUCAGCCUUUUAUGUAGCUUCCCUUUAACUGAAGUCAUUGCUUUGUAAAACACAUAAAGCAUGUAUUUGAGCAGAGAGACCAGACCUUUUUGCAAGAUAUUGAAUGUUAUCCAAAAGUGAAAGCCAAGCAAAAAAAGCCAAAGCAUGAGUUUGCAUACACAGUAGUACUUUCACUCCAGUUCGCUGGCAAGUCGACAAACAUUUCACAUAUUGGCCCUUUAAGAUAAGGCUCCCAAUACUCAGUUCAAUGUUUACUAAUUUUAUUCUUCACAGGUCGAGUGAGCAUUUCUUUACGACCUCCCAUGCUUUGCCAGUUGGCAACUACCUUGGUUACUAGUGUGAGCUAAACAUUAGUUAUGUAUAUUGAAUUGAAUAUAUUUUGCAGGGCAGUCAUCCAGUAUUGCCUGUUUGUAAUUACAUUGUAUGAUUUCCACAUCAACUUGUCAUUUUUCAAUAUCAACUGUGUUUGGUAAUCGUGUCCACUUUUUAUUUUGUAUUGUAUAAGAUUAUUUUUCUAACUUUUUUUCAUCCAUAGAUUUUGUUCUGUGUUUUAUCCGUUUUCUGGAUAGUUAUAGGGCUGCCAUUCACACACUUAGUCACAUGUUUAAGACUUUCUUUCUUUCUUGUAUUUAUCAAAAGUAAGGACUUUCUUUCUAUGGCUCUCAGCCUUUCUGCAUUUUCAUCACUUGUGUAUUUAUAACAUGUACUGUUUAUAGGAGAUUUGUAUAUGGAAAAUUUAUAAAUGUACUCUAAUGACAGCUAUGAUAUUGUGAGCGGAAAAAACAGUAUGGUGUACAAUAUUACUCCAUGAAACGUAAAAAAGCAGCAUAUUUAACUUGUCAUCAACUGCGCUGUUUCAAGUCGCCCUAAGUUUCACAAAACAAAUUGAUCACUUUGUUGCCUAAUUGAUCCAUUUCCUCUCGUGCAUGAGUGAUAUGCACCUACCUUUAGACUGUGACAACAUCACAAAAAAAGAGGUUUAGAGGCCAUUUUAAUGUAGCUGGAUGGGAUUUUUCCAAUCAGAAGGGACGCAGAUGUCACUUAUGGGUGGGAAACAUUGGCCGAUGAUUUAAAACCUCUGUCUGAGCAUGUGUUGCACUAUCAUGGUACCUUUCCACAGCGUCCUUUUGUUUUCCUGCUAAAUUAGAUUCUAAAGGUUAAUUUUUUUCAGCCGCCAUUGCCUGAUUCCAUUAAAAUGACCCCCGAUUUGUCGCUGAUUACAAAUGACUUCCUUGUUUAUUUUAAUUUAAUAUCAUUUGAUAUAGAAAAUCUGAGUUAUUUUUCAUGUCUAACAAAACAUUCCACUUGUUAAUCGUUUAAUUUGGCUUAACAUUUUUUUUAAGAUGAACUUCAGGUUUAGCAUUUUUGUAGAAACUUUAUUAACUACUCCAAUGUUUCUUUUUUGCUGUUUGCUCGCGCCAACUUUAACUCUUUGCAUGGUUUGUGAGUCAGCAUGCCUGCUUGUCUAUGUAACAAAAAUGUAUUUGCACAAUAGAAGAAGAACACUGGAGGACUUAGAAAACCUCCCACGGCAACUCAGAGCUUCAGGUGGGACGGUUUCUUCCUCUCUGGUGUGCAAACAAUUCAAAAGACUUUGUCCAAAUGACUCCACUGAGAAACAUUUGAUAUUGUUCUUAAUGAAUAUCGUUUCCAAUAAGUGAUUUUAACAUGAUUCAGCACUUAAAACAUGUAUGGACUAUGUUUAAGAGAAAUGAGCUCUGCCAAACCUCCACUAUAUUCACACCUUAAAAGACUCUCCCAAAGAAUGUUCCUCUUUCAAAGAUUUUUCAAUGGGCACUGUUAACGGUUAGAGAAACGUUGGGUAUUUGUCAAAGAAGGUUUGGAAAAGGGCAUCAUUUGAUUGUCAUACCCACCUCGGCCAGUUCUAUAUAUAACCACUGUGGCUCAAGAGCAAUUCUUGGUUUACAUGUAAAUGGAAAAAAAGUUAUUUUUUGUUUGUUGUUUGUCUCUUGAUGAAAAAUGUUAUCUUUCUUUGGGACCUACGCUUUGGACAUUUCAUCUCUGACAUCAUCUAUAAAAUAUAUUUCUGAAAAAUA